This is a messenger RNA of Phyllotreta striolata, 654 nucleotides long. NCBI's taxonomy places the organism in Eukaryota, Metazoa, Arthropoda, Insecta, Coleoptera, Chrysomelidae. The record is from the annotation of a GenBank genome assembly.
AUGACGCCGCAAUUCGAGCUGCAAAUCAUCAAGCCGGAGGACCGCAGGGACGUGGUGAACUUCGUCAGGAAGCACUUCAUGCGUGACGAGCCCAUAAACCGAGCGAUAAACCUCAUAACCGACGAGAAACCGAUCAACGAAGACCUGGAGAACUACCUGCUGAAGGACUUCGCCAGCGGAUUCGGCCUGAAGGCGGUCCAAAACGGCAACAUCGUCGCCGUUAGCAUCGGCUCCAUUUUGAAAAGGGACGAACGCGAGGACGAGGACGAUGAAAACUUGCAGAGUAGUAACCAGGAUUUCCACACCAUUGUGAAUUUUCUCAAGUACAUCGACCGGCAUUCGAAUUCCUUCGACUGGUUCCCUGGAAGUCGAACCGCCAUCACUGUGGGGAUCCUGGCGGUGCAUCCUUGUUGCAGGGGCAUGGGCAUGGCUGGACGAUUGCUGAAUAAAACUUGGGAGCUGGGCAAAGAGGCCGGAUGCGAUUUCAUGACGGUGGAGUGUUCCAGUUAUUUUACGGCCAGGGCGUUGGAGAAGUUGGGUUUCGAGCAAAUUUACAGGCUAGAUUAUAAGGAUUACAAAGUGGACGGGGAGAUAGUGUUCAAAACGGAACCGCCUCACGUGGCCUCUACUGUGUAUGUAAAGAAGGUUCAAUAA